Molecule: messenger RNA, 805 nt
Organism: Onychostoma macrolepis
Lineage: Eukaryota; Metazoa; Chordata; Actinopteri; Cypriniformes; Cyprinidae
Gene: ak6
Product: adenylate kinase 6
Exons: 5
Coding region: 104-628 (174 amino acids)
Cellular component (GO): nucleus; cytoplasm
Molecular function (GO): AMP kinase activity; ATP hydrolysis activity; ATP binding
Source: RefSeq, a predicted model, not a curated record
AUCUUAUGUUUUUGUGUGCUUAUUGAUACUGAGUAUACAUCUGAGAUUUGUGGAAAAAGAGCUGUGUUAUUAAUUGCAUUAUUUCCACGUGCGAUACCUUGCAAUGAAAAUCAUGAAGAGACCAAACAUUCUUCUUACAGGAACCCCUGGUGUAGGAAAGACCACUCUAGGCAAAGAGCUUGCUCAGAGGACAGGACUAACCUAUGUGAAUGUUGGUGAUUUGGCACAGGAGGGUCAGUUGUACGAAGGAUUUGAUGAAGAAUACCAGUGCCCUAUAUUGGAUGAGGACAGGGUUGUGGAUGAGCUGGAGGACAAAAUGGGAGAUGGAGGCAUCAUUAUUGAUUACCAUGGCUGUGAUUUCUUUCCUGAACGCUGGUUUGACAUUGUUUUUGUCCUCCGCACAGACAACACCAAUCUCUACAAUCGUCUUGAAAGCAGAGGAUACACAGGAAAGAAGCUUCAGGACAAUGUGCAGUGUGAGAUUUUCCAGACUAUCUAUGAGGAAGCCAUGGAAGCCUACAAGGAGGAGAUAGUCCACCAGCUCCCUAGUAACACUCCUGAGGACCUGGAGAGGAAUCUGGAGCAAAUUGUUCAGUGGAUUGACCAAUGGAUGAAAGACAACAAUUGACAUGGGACAUUAUAUUAUAUGUCAAAGUAGACAGACAUCAUAUUUCAUAGUUAUUGUUUGCCCAGGCAGUGUUGUUUUUUUCACUGUCAUUGAGCUAAGGACUUAAAAUGCGUGGGGCUGUUAAAAAUUACUCUAUUUGAAAUGUUAAACUUGCUUCCAAAAUGAAUGGAAGAAAUA